Macrobrachium nipponense is the source of this 1379-nucleotide messenger RNA. RefSeq lists its product as uncharacterized. The record is from RefSeq and is a predicted model, not a curated record. The coding region runs from base 431 to 1258 and encodes 275 amino acids. Lineage: Eukaryota; Metazoa; Arthropoda; Malacostraca; Decapoda; Palaemonidae. The transcript has 10 exons.
UUGUUGCUAUCAGCUGUUCCUCCAUGAGAGGGAACGUGGGCUUGUUUUCGGAUACCAUCACCCUGCAACGUGCCUCACACGUCCCACAAAUUCCCCAUUUUUGAGCAGUCCUCGCAAGGACAUCCCAGUACACCCUACCGGGCGUGAAAUAGGAGGCAUGCGUUGUCUCCUGGAAGUUCGUUUCAGGGAAUAAGGGGCCGAACGGAGGAGGAAUUCAAGUUGGUUCUCGUCGAUCCUGCCUUUCCGGACGCCAACAACGAGAACCCCCCCACCACGUAACUCUGAGGGAGGAUUGAAAUUCGAGCACCGAGAGUUGCUCUCUUCCCUCUCGUAUCACUGUAGAGGAUUGAGGGUCCUUUCUUGGUCGUCCUGGCACUAAGUGUCAUUUGUGACUGGUUGAGUUUUGUUCAUUACCUUAUGAAACAUUGAGAUGGAGAACUGGGUAAAACGGCUAACUUCCAGCCCCCUGACGAGGGAGGAAUUGGGAAUUUUGAUGCAGGAAACAGACAGACAAAACAAGAGAGGGGAAAUACCUUGGAUCACACUUGUGAAGAAGCUUGUUAAAAAGCUUGCAACAUGUGGUUCUCAGAUACUGCUGCAUAACACUUUUAAGGUGAUCAGAAGCCACAUUCAUCAAUCAAUAAAAGGUGAAAGGAAGUUACCCAAGAAAGAAGCUGCACAUUUACUGGAAGCAUACAGCAGUCUUAUAACAUACAUUAAUCAUUCUCUGGAGGAGUCGGAUCUUUCAGUACGGGAAAUUUCUCGCCUGACGUCUGUUAUCUUACCUGCUGUUAUUGACAUGACAGUAUUAUCAUUGAGAAAGGAGAAGUCUGAUGUUGCCCAGUCAAUAUACAAGAAGAUAACAUUACUAUUAGGGGAGUCUUCAGGACUGAUUGUUGAUGCUCUCCUUCACUGUAGAACUCUUAUCUUCACAAAAUUGAGAGACCCAGCAAUAUUCAUUCCCAUUAUAAGGCUUUUCUUUACUUCUGUGAAAAGGAACAAAUCUGAACUUCAUUCAAUAUCUCCGGAAUUAUACCUGAAAUACCUUGUUCUUGGCAAGUUCUGGCUCUUUAUGUCACCCAGAGAGGAGGUUGCCAGUGUGCGAACAUAUAUUUGUAGUUUGCUGAAAAUCCCCCCAUCAUUUGAAGAGUGGUCAUGUCAGGCAAAUAUUUCAUGGCUAAAGCUCAAAACCUUCAACACCAAAUCUGUUUUGAAGGCCCAUAGUGAUAUCAACUGCUUUACAGACAAUAUACAGUAAAAGGCACGGUCCAGAAGAAAAGAAAACUAAGCAGAAAGUUGGAAGUCAGUCUGAAAAUGAUGGACAAAUAUGUUCAUCCAUAGUAGAUGAUGAAGCUUCAAAUAAGACCGAAGACUGUUAU